This is a messenger RNA of Lemur catta (Ring-tailed lemur), 1050 nucleotides long. It is a transcript of the gene LDLRAD2, whose product is annotated as low density lipoprotein receptor class A domain containing 2. The record is from RefSeq and is a predicted model, not a curated record. Gene Ontology annotation, molecular function: protein binding. The transcript has 5 exons. The coding region runs from base 1 to 1050 and encodes 349 amino acids. Lineage: Eukaryota; Metazoa; Chordata; Mammalia; Primates; Lemuridae.
AUGGAGGCUCGUCUUCCGCAGCUGCCCCUAAGGCUGCUUCUCCUGGGGACAGCUGCCCUGACUGUGUCUGCUCUGGAGACGGCCGACCUGGUGGCCCUGUGCGGGCGGACGUGGCAGGGGGACGGGCUGCUGCUGCGCUCGCACUCUGAGUCGCGCAGAUUCUACUUCGUGGCUCCGGACACCGACUGCCAGCUCUGGGUGCAGGCCGCGGCCCCUGGCCACAGGAUCCGCUUCCAGUUCCGCUUCUUCCUGGUCUACAGCCUGACCCCAGCGUCCCCCGUGUCCCCAGCGCCCAGCGUCUCCUCCCCAGAGCCCGCCGACCCGUGUGCCCCCGGCUCCUUCCUGCAGUUCUAUGAGGGCUCGCCCCAGGCCCUGGGGGCCCCUCUCUGCGGUCUGACCAUCCCGGCCCCGGUGGCAUCCUCGGGACCCUCCCUAGGCCUGCGCCUUGUCACGAGAGGCCGCCAGCCACGCGUGGACUUCGUGGGAGAAGUCACCUCUUUCCGGUCCGGACCUUGCGGUGCCUACUUCCGCUGUGGGAACGGCAGGUGCAUCCCUCCGAGCCUGGUGUGUGAUCACUGGGGCAUGGACAACUGUGGCGACGGCAGUGACCAGAGCUCCCAGCCACCAGCUGACUGCAGAGGUCCCUCUCUGGUGCCCGGCCAGACUGGCAGUACGGAUGCUGGUGCCUCCAAGCCCCCGACUCUCCUCUUGCCUCUCGGGUCUGCCGGCCCCCUCUGGACUGCAGCUGAGAGGAGCCCCCCCGCAGGCAGGGACCCAGCACAACGGAACGCAACUUUGGAAGGCCCCCAGCUCCGGGGGGUGGCAGUGGCCUCCUCGCUGCUCCUGGCCUCCGCCGGCCUCUUCCUGGGCUUCCUCUGGUGCUGCUGCUCCCCUGGCCGGCUGGCCUGGCAACGGCAAUCUGGUGCCCAUGACCUCCGCCCCAGCUGCAGUGCAGCCUGCACCACCUGCUACACGUAUCCCUGCCAGGUUGCCCCUGGGGGGCUGCGGCCAAGUGGACCAACCUUCCAGCAUCAGGGAGGCCACCCCUAG